This is a messenger RNA of Heterotrigona itama, 2911 nucleotides long. NCBI's taxonomy places the organism in Eukaryota, Metazoa, Arthropoda, Insecta, Hymenoptera, Apidae. The record is from the annotation of a GenBank genome assembly.
CUGGAAGACGAAAGCUGAUCUAACGUAAGAAAGGGGUCGAAAACAAGAGCUAAUACUACUGGCUAAUAAUUCUCAACUAUAAUGGGGGGGAGGGGGAAUAAGAGAGUGGGAAAUAAUAUCGUUUUUGCAGGAUAUAUCGAGCGGAAAGACGAGGAAAGUACAGAGUGAUGGUGAGAGGCGCACGAUCUGGGGUGUUGAGCGCGAAUUUCAAACGGACGCGUCACACCGUGGCGCACGACUGGCGGCGUAAACUCGGCUUCAGGGGUAAGCUGCUGCUGCUGAGAAUCCUGGUUGGCCUUUGUUACGUCACGACUAGUGGCAACUGCGAGUGGAAAGAAGCGAGGAUGCCGCGCGGGACCAACAACCUGCAGCAACAAAUUGCCCCGAGCCGAUUGCCUCAGCUCGGCCACUGCGACCUCGAGGAGAGCUGCGAUUGGUCGUGGUUUCAGAACCAAACCGCUGGCUUCAAGAGAAGCACGCCAGCCUCGCUGCGAAACAAGAACCUAGGGCCUAUCGUCGACGCCAGCAACUCGAUCAAGGGGCAUUUUUUAUGGUUCACCGGCCCCGGAAAGCCACACAUAUUAUCGAGCACCAUCCCCCCCACUGGGUCGCACUGCGCGCUGGAAUUAGCCCUCUACCAAGUGGAGAUGAACAGCGGUGACAUCGAAUUGCUCGUUAUCACGAACAAUACCAGUUGGGUGGUCGUGGAAAAACCAGGAAACAAUCGCGCCGAAUGGGGAGUAACGCGUUUCAUAUUAGGAUCCAUCACUCAGCCGCAUCAGUUGCUCGUAGAGAUGACGGUACCCUAUUCCAAUUCUAGCAUCGCCGUUGAUAAUAUUCGCCUGAUCGACUGUUUCCCCGAAUCAACACCGGUGAAAACGGCCUGCACGGAGGACAUGUACCGCUGCAAGAAUGGCUCCUGUCUGAACAAAGUACGCGUCUGUGACCUAACGGAGGACUGCGCCGACGGCGAGGACGAACGUAACGACUGCGACAAAAUACCGAAGAACGCCAGGUGUAACUUUGAGUAUGGAUGGUGCGGCUGGAAGAACGUACCUGGAAGACCUUUGAAUUGGACUCUCCAUCGUGGUGCAACACCGUCCGAGAAAACUGGACCUAGUUACGAUCACACCUACCGCAAUGCGUCCGGGACAUACGCCUAUGUAAGUAUGUCACCUCGAGUGGAAUACGGUAGUCGCGGUACCAUCGAGAGUCCAUUGUAUAAUCCAACGCCACCUUAUAACGGCGAUCCAAAAAGUCCUUAUCACAAAUCGUGUCAAGUGCGAUUCUUUUAUCAUCAGUACGGCGCGAACAGCGGCUCGCUUGGAUUGUACCUGAUUCAGGUAAAACCGCACCAACACCAUCACGAACAAUUAUGGUGGACUUAUCUGUACGGUGACAAAAGCGACGUUUGGUACAAUCAAGCUGUCCCUCUGCCCGACAUCAAGUACAGGAGUGCCUGCCGAAGUCGUGGGAGACUUCAAUUACUACAACCCCGUCAUAGAUUCGGAGAAAGUUCCAGAUCAACACGCGGACUUUGUCAACGAAACUGGUAUCGUACACACGCGUGGCGUGUAUAUAAAUAAUACAAAUAAAUGUUGGAAACGCGGGAACUUUGGCGAAUUUGUAACUUUGCACUCGCAUGGAAGGUCGGGGCCUAGCAGCGAACAAUGUGCCGAAGAGUACAACAGCACGGACAUAGAGUUACUCGCGCCUGCGACUACGUUGCAAGAUCAUCAUCCUCCCUCUUCCUACAAUUUGAACGGAGUUCAACGGUGGACAGCGCCACGCGGUGGCUAUUACACUUUGAUUGGAAUGGGUGCCCGUGGAGGAAAAGGUUCUAGCGGUAUGGGAAGUACGUUGGGCGCACUUGUCCGUGGUGUAAUUGAGUUAGAGAAGGGCGAGCAACUGUAUUUCAUGGUGGGGCAGUCAGGAACGGACGCGUGUCCCAAAAACUUGGGACUGACAUUGGACAGCUGUCAGAGCGUCGGAUCGUACCAAUUCCCCGCCCCAUUGGGCACUUCGAAGGUACACGAAGUGAAAAAUAUCAAGUUAAAGGACGGCGGAGGUGGUGGCGGAGGGGCGACCUACGUAUUUACGGUGAAAAGUAACGGAGAUCAGUAUCCGAUACUCAUCGCCGGAGGUGGAGGUGGUCUGGGGCUGGGACAGUUUGUCGACAACGGCCAUCAGCACGGACGGGGAGCCGCUCCACCCGGAAGGCAACCCACCUCGGGUACCAUCCUCUCGGCAGAGAAAGGGUGGUCUAGGGGGGAUCGGUUGCAGUCCUGAAAAUCAGAAUCACGGCAACGGAGGAUUCGGUGGCGGAGGUGGUGGCUGUCUCACAGGAGGCGGUGGCGGUGGUUACAUAGGUGGUGACACCGGACACAAGGAACUGGGUAACGGCGAAGGUGGUUACUCCUACGCUAGCGACAGACUUUCGCACGUUCAAUUCCAGCCAGCCAUCAAUCACGGACCUGGCGAAGUUUACAUCAUUCCAGCUAUCAGCGGUUGCGAUUGCGAUUUUCGUUGCGUCUCUCUCGAUCGGCAUCUCAGCGAGACAAAGUGUCUCUGCCCUCCAGGCUGGUUGUUGAGCAACGAUUCGAGAUCUUGCGUUAUGGCCAACGAAUCAAAGGUCACGCAUCAAACGUACAUGAUUUUACUGAUAGCUGCAAGCGUUGGCCUACUCUUUGCUUUCACCGCUGUCUGCCUACUACUUUAUAAUCGUUAUCAAAGUCGAAAGGCGCUUCUACAACGACGACAAGUAAUGUUUGGCAACGGAACUGAAUUGACAUCUUUACGCGCUGUCUCCGACACCAUGAUGACUGAGUUCAAUCCCAACUACGAGUUUGCUGGCAACCUCUAUAGCUUUAAAGAUCUGCCGCAAAUACCUCGCGAAUGUAUCACUUUGGUA